Pyricularia grisea is the source of this 1044-nucleotide messenger RNA. RefSeq lists its product as uncharacterized. The record is from RefSeq and is a predicted model, not a curated record. NCBI's taxonomy places the organism in Eukaryota, Fungi, Ascomycota, Sordariomycetes, Magnaporthales, Pyriculariaceae. The transcript has a single exon. The coding region runs from base 1 to 1044 and encodes 347 amino acids.
AUGGCGCAUCAAGCACACGCACUACCCUGGAACUCGCUGGCAUCCCAAGUCAAGUACACCGUCUCCUAUCACGCCGAGCCACAACGCAAGGACAUAUUCUCCGUCGACAAGCCGAACCAGGCCAAGGAGGUGGACUACUUCUGUCGAGCCCUCGCCAAGCGCAUCCGCGAGUUCUCCGAGACGGAGAGGGCCAAGUUCCCACCCAAGGAGGAGUACCAGAAGCGCGCCAAGGCGUGGAAGUCGGGUCCCGAUGCUAAAAAGGUCUACCCGAACAAGCAGGACCUCGACUGUCAGGCGCCCGCGGACGCCGACUUUUGGUUCCACCAACGGCUGUGGGGCAACCCAAGGCUCCAGGAAAUAGACAAAUGGUUGAACCAUCAAUAUGGAUCCCGUAUCGACCAAGGCGACACGCUCAAGCUCAUGAUGAUCGAGGCGGUUGGUAUGAAGCCAGCGUUCUCGUCGAGGAUCGAAGCUGGUGCGGCCGAGAAGCUCCAAAGGGAGAUGAUGGACUCUUUGCUCCUCCUGGCGAACCAUCCCGACGCCGACAUACCGUCCCUCGUCAACAUGCACCACGGCCACCACUUUGGGCUCAGCAGGGUGGCUGAGGAGGGCAUCCGUGGGUACGUCUACAUGAACCUGCUGAUGGCCAUGUGGGAGAACGGAUCCGACAUUUGCGACCACGUGGUGGAUGAGAACGGCGUCAAGGACAAGAGUCGGAGGAAGUACAUGGACACCAAGAGCUACGGGAGGAUGCUCGACUCGGUGGCGGGGAGCUACGACGGCGACGCGCAAAACUUGGUCCACUGGGACUUCUUUUACGAACGUACCGAGGACGAUUGGAAGCGUGACGCGUCCAAGGAUGUGCUUGCCGACCUGGAUGCGCUGAAGGAGUACCUGAAGGGCGUCUGGAAGGUGCUAGUUGUAUAUGAUCUUGUGCUUAGGGAAGCGGGUGGCAAUCCGGAUCUGGCGAACGAGUGCCGAAGAAUGCUCCACUGGAGCUUUUUGAUGAGGGUGGAUUUCGAGCAUGACUUGGAGAAAGAGUAG